AUGUCGGCCCCUAGAGGUCCCUCCCGCGGUCGUGGUCGCGGCGGCGGCGGCGACCGAGGCAGAGGGGGUGGGGAUGCACCUGGUGGUCGCGGUGGUCGCGGUGGUGGUCGUGGCGGUGGCCGCGACUCAACCACCAACCUGCCCUUCCGUCAAAACAAUCCUAGAGGCGACUACAGAGGCCGUGGUCGCGGUCAGGACUCUGGCUCUCGAGGCGGCCGUGGUGGAGGUCGUGGUGGUGGCCCUCCCAGAGGAGGCUUUACCCAAGGUCCCGUUAUUUACUCUCCUGAGAGGCCUGUGUCUGUCAACCCUCAGGUUGAGAAGACGGAAAAUGCAGUUGCCACAGCUCUAAAGACCAAGCAACGCAGUGUCACUAGCUACCCCGAUCGACCGGGAUACGGCACGCGGGGUACCCCGCUCAUGCUCUAUGCCAAUUAUUUCGAGCUUCAGUCGGUUGGCAAGGAGCUGUUCAGGUAUUCUGUCGACAUUGCAGGCAACGCGUCGCCAACCGGCAGAAAGCUUCGCCAGAUAAUCAGCCUGCUGAUUGAAGAGCGCUUCGGAUCGGUGAAAAACAGCAUCGUCACGGAUUACAAGUCGACCCUGAUUUCACACGUGAAACUGGAUCUUGACUCCCCUCAAUACGAUGUCCGCUAUCGUAGUGAGCAUGAAGACGAGUAUCUGGAGAACCCAGACGUUUACCGCACUACCACCCAGUUCACGGGCACGCUCAGCCCUUCCGACCUGCUAGCCUAUCUGACCUCUACGAACCCCGCCGCUGCAUUCGGCUCCAAGUAUGAUACCUUACAGGCUAUAAACAUUGUUCUGGGACAUCAUCCUAAGACCAACUCGGCAAUCACAUCGGUUGGCGCCAACAAGCACUUUGGAAUUGGCCAAGGGCUUCAAGUGAAGGAAGAUCUUGGUAACGGUAUUGAGGCUCUGCGAGGGUUUUUCGUCAGUGUACGAACAGCCACCGCUCGUCUUCUCGUGAACGUUCAGGUCAAAUAUGUGGCAUGCUACCAGGCAGCUCCUUUGGGCUUCGUGAUCGACAGAUUUCGAGGGGGUAGCCGUGACCUGCACAAUCUAGGACGUUUCCUCAAACGACUCAGGGUGCGGGUGACCCACAUCAAGAAGAAGAACAAGAAGGGCGAAAUUGUCCCCAGAUUCAAGACUAUCAGCAAUCUGGCAACGCCGGCUGAUGGCAGAAACCUGCCCAUGCCCCCAAAGGUAUCCAAGUACGGCGCGGGCCCAAGAGAUGUUCUGUUUUUUCUGGAUGCUCCUGGUCAGCAACCCUCACAGCAGAGCAGCUCUGCGACCCCCAAGGGCAAGGGUAAGAAAUCUGUAAAGGCAGGGCCUGCACCGGCCGGGAAAUACAUAAGCGUGGCCGAUUUCUUUAAGCAGCAUUACGACCUGGACACCAGCUCUAACAUGCCGGUCAUAAACGUGGGCACGGUGGAGAACCCCAGUUACUUGCCCGUCGAGGCAUGUGAGGUUGAGCCCGGUCAGCCUGCUAAUUCGAAGCUGACGCCCAAUCAAACACGGAACAUGUUGAAAUUCGCGGUCCGCACGCCUGUAGAUAAUGCAGAGUCGAUAGCCAAUCUCGGCAAUAGAGUGCUCGCUCUCUCGCCGCCUAACUCUACUUUGGGAGACUUUGGAAUUAAAGCGGACCUGAAUCUGAUCAAGGUUCCCGGUCGACUUCUUCCGUGCCCUAACGUCUCGUACAGUGAACCAAAGCUGAUCACACCCCAGAACGGUAGCUGGAACAUGAGGUCAAUCAAAUUUUCCACGCCCGGCAGAUUGACCUCCUGUUCAUAUGUCUGGUUCACUGCCCCGGGUAAUAGAUACUUCCAGGACUCUAAGGCGGUUGAAGCUCAUCUUAAAGGGAUUAUCGGCAAGAUGACCCAGAUGGGUGUCGUGACAAGAGAUAUGAGUUUUAUUCCUGGGAAGCAGGUGAUGCUCGACCGUGACCCUCAAAAAACUCCAAAUGAAAAACUGGAGAAGCAGGAGAAGCAGGUUAAUCAGGCAAUUUCUGAACUUAUGGCCACUUCCCCCAAGCCUCAGUUGAUCUUUACCGUCUUGCCAGACGCAGACAGCGAGUUAUACAACAAGGUCAAGAAGGCAUGUGACAUCCACUAUGGCGUACGCAACGUCAACGUCCUCGCCGAUAAACUCAGCGGUGCCAACGACCAGUACUACGCCAACGUCGGUCUUAAAGUCAAUCUUAAACUCGGUGGUACUAACCAAACCUUGGAAAAGACCCCGCUGGGCAUCAUCGGCGAAGGGAAGACGAUGCUCGUCGGAAUCGACGUCACUCAUCCAUCUCCCGGCUCUUCUAGAAAUGCCCCUAGUGUCGCAGGCAUGGUCGCUUCUAUUGAUUCCUCCCUCGGCCAAUGGCCCGCCGAGCUCUGCGUCCAGGCGUCCCGUGAAGAAAUGGUCAAAGACUUGGACAACAUGCUGAAGGUGCAUCUCCAUCGCUGGGCCCGAGGCCACAAGAACAACCUUCCCGAAAACCUCAUCGUCUACCGGGACGGCGUGUCUGAAGGCCAAUAUGACAUGGUCAUCCAGGAAGAGCUGCCCCUUCUCCGGAAAGCCUGUCAGGAAAUGUACCCUGCCACCGACACCGCGAAGGGCCUGCCCCGUAUUUCAAUUCUCAUCGUCGGCAAGCGCCACCACACUCGCUUCUACCCCACUGACCCUGGUAAUGCCGAUAGAUCGAGCAACACCAAGAACGGCACCGUCGUCGACCGUGGUGUCACCGAAGCCCGUAACUGGGACUUCUUCCUGCAGGCGCACACGGCCCUCAAGGGGACUGCGCGUCCUGCGCACUACUUCACGGUCUGGGACGAGAUCUUCUUCCGCCAAAAGCCAAUCCCUCCCUAUCAAAAUGCCGCAGACGUACUCGAAGCCCUCACUCACCAUAUGUGCUACCUCUUUGGCCGGGCAACCAAGGCUGUCAGCAUCUGCCCGCCCGCGUACUACGCCGACCUGGUGUGUACCCGGGCCCGGUGCUACCUCAGCCACGUCUUCGAGCAAACCCCCACUGGAAGCGUGGCCACCGGCAGCGAACAGAGCUCGCAGGUCCGGGCCUCUGAUGUGACGAUCCAUCCCAAUGUGAAAGACACCAUGUUUUACAUCUAG
Aspergillus affinis is the source of this 3132-nucleotide messenger RNA. Its product is annotated as putative RNA interference and gene silencing protein (Qde2). The record is from RefSeq and is a predicted model, not a curated record. The transcript is spliced from 4 exons. NCBI's taxonomy places the organism in Eukaryota, Fungi, Ascomycota, Eurotiomycetes, Eurotiales, Aspergillaceae. Gene Ontology annotation, molecular function: RNA binding; protein binding. Bases 1 to 3132 code for a protein of 1043 amino acids.